Messenger RNA from Alosa alosa (allis shad), 3550 nucleotides. Its product is annotated as delta-like protein B. Gene Ontology annotation, molecular function: calcium ion binding. Gene Ontology annotation, cellular component: protein-containing complex; plasma membrane. Bases 211 to 2097 code for a protein of 628 amino acids. The record is from RefSeq and is a predicted model, not a curated record. The transcript has 7 exons. Gene Ontology annotation, biological process: multicellular organism development; establishment or maintenance of epithelial cell apical/basal polarity; heterophilic cell-cell adhesion. NCBI's taxonomy places the organism in Eukaryota, Metazoa, Chordata, Actinopteri, Clupeiformes, Clupeidae.
ACGUAGUGAGCACGAGUACACUUUCCCCGUUAAUCUUUUAUUUUUACCAAAGUGGCCGACGCCACUACAAUUUUGGGGAUUUCUUUUUAAAAAAAUUCGUUGCUUUAGGUUCUACGUAUGUAUCAGUAAUAUAAAAUAUCAGUUCCCCGGAACCAUCGGAUACUUUGUCCCCAGUUUUUAAUUUGCAGGACAGGGCUUACAGCCUACAGAAUGGAUUAUCUCAGAUGUCUUUUGGCUGUAUCGCUGGUUCAGAUUGUAACAUCAUCCGGGCUGUUUGAGCUGAAAAUCCAUUCAUUCACCACAACACGACGUUAUUGUAGACGGUCAAGGGAAUGUAAUAUCUUUUUCCGAAUUUGCUUGAAACAUGCCGAGGAUGUUAUAUCUGCUGAACCACCGUGUACGUUUGGAACAGGACAAACAAAUAUUCUACAUGCUGAUCAGAGCUCAAUCGCGAACAGUGUGCCCAUACGAGUACCUUUCCAUUUCAAGUGGCCGGGAACAUUUUCUCUCAUAAUUGAAGCAUGGAACGCCGAAUCUACUACAGACCACACAGAAAAUCAGAAUAAUCUUAUCAGCCGUUUAGCCACAAGAAGGAGAUUAGCAAUCGGCGAGAGUUGGUCUCAAGAUAUUCACUAUGGAGAGCAGAGUGAGAUGCGAUAUUCCUACCACGUUUCCUGUGAUGAAAACUACCACGGCGAAGAUUGCUCUGAUUAUUGCAGACCUCGUGAUGAUACUUUAGGCCAUUAUACGUGUGAUGAAAACGGAUCCAGGGACUGUUUGGAAGGAUGGAAAGGCCAGUACUGCUCUGAGCCCAUCUGCUCCUCGGACUGCAGCGAGGCCCACGGCUACUGUGAGUCCCCUGGGGAGUGCAAGUGCCGCUUGGGGUGGCAGGGGCCCCACUGCACUGAGUGCGUCCGCUACCCAGGCUGCCUCCAUGGAACCUGCUCCCAGCCCUGGCAGUGCAUCUGCAAGGAAGGCUGGGGAGGCCUGUUCUGCAACCAGGACCUCAACUACUGCACAAACCACAAGCCGUGCGCCAACGGGGCCAGCUGCACCAACACCGGCCAGGGCAGUUACACAUGCACAUGCCGGCCAGGGUUUGGUGGCACCAACUGUGAACUCGAGAUCAACGAGUGUGACUGCAACCCAUGCAAGAAUGGAGGCAGCUGUAACGAUCUGGAGAAUGACUACUCGUGCACCUGCCCCCAGGGCUUCUAUGGUAAAAACUGUGAGAUCAUUGCCAUGACCUGCGCCGAUGACCCUUGCUUUAAUGGUGGCACCUGUAUAGAAAAGCUGACAGGAGGCUAUAAUUGCCAGUGCCUCCCAGGCUACACCGGCUCUAACUGUGAGAAGAGACUUGAUCGUUGCAGCCACAAGCCUUGUUCUAAUGGGGGUGACUGUGUGGAUUUGGGCCAGAGUGUCCUCUGCCGGUGCCGUCCAGGCUUCACUGGACCUGACUGUAACAUCAAUGUGGAUGACUGUGCCCAAGCUCCCUGCCAAAAUGCUGGCACAUGCGUCGAUGGUGUCAAUGAUUAUGUAUGUAGAUGCACACUGGGUUACUCUGGCAAGAACUGCAGCGUCCGUGCUGAUGCUUGCCUGGUGCAUCAGUGCCAGAAUGGAGGCACAUGUUACACUCAUUUUAGUGGCCCUGUCUGCCAGUGUCCCCCUGGUUUCAUGGGUCCAAGCUGCGAGUUCCCUGUGCGACCAAGCUUUGAGAGGGCCUACUGGCGAAGUCCCUCAUCCUCUGGACUCUCCCCAGCUGCCCUGGCCACUUCAGUCAUCCUGGGCAUGAUGGCCUUUGGCCUUGCUGUCUGCGCUGUGAUUUUGCACCGACGGAAGAGGGUGAAGCAGAUAAAGAGGCAGCAGCUUUGCGACUCAGUCUUCAACGAUCUGGAGCCAGAAAACGUCAGCAACUUUGGCUCAAGCUACCCAGAUGAGAGGGGUGACUACCUUAGUCACAUUGGAGGCAGGAACAGCCAUGGGAAGAUCAGCAACAAUGAUGGCCGGCUCAGCCUCUCCUUGUGCCCUGGCAUGACAGACAGAGGAGGCCCUGAAUUCAUAUGGAGCAGUUCAGCUGUUGGAAUGGGACUAAGAUGAGAAUUCUAGAAUUCUUAGCAUGCAUCCAUACAGACACAAACACACAAAGGACAAACAAGGCAUAUUUUAUACACAUGCUUGCUUACAGAUCAGGACUGCAUUAUGACUAGCAUGCAGACACGACACCAAGUUGACAAACAUUAGAAUACAUAUUUUUCUGAACUUCACCAACCAGGUGUAGCUUGAUCUGACACUUAUCUGGGCUUUGUCUCCAUAGCACUACUCUGAUUCCAAUCAAGUAAGGCUUGGACUUGCCCAAACAUCUAUAAUGAUCACCAGCCAAUUUCUGUAUGAAACUGGCAUUAUUUAAGAUGUUUAAUUGCCUUGGACAUUUUUCACAAUUUCGAAGUAUAAAAGUUGUGAAGUUGAUGAUCUUACGUGACCUACCUUUUUGUCUUAGUAAAUGAAUGAAUAAUGUAAACACAAAUAUUUUCAUCAUACUAAAACUAAAAGUAUUUGUUUUAUUUUUAAUAGAGCCCUGGGGAUUAUUUAUUUAUUAAUUUAGAUUUAUUCCAUAUGAUUUAUUCAUUACAUUUAUUUUCAAAUCACUUGCUUUUAAAAGUCAUUGUUUAUGUUUGCCCAAAGAUAAAUUUGGUACAGUUGUUUUGUGUACAGAUUUCUGUUAAUUUAUUCUUAUGUUUUGCCAUUUGUACAUGUCUAUUGAAGUGACCAUCAUAUGUUGUUCAGCAAAUCACUGUUGUGGGUGUGCGUUUAUAAAAUCUGACCCCACUAGCUCAUCUACCUUAAAAAAAAAAACACUGUAUAUGAUGGUGUGGCCUUUUUUAUUGCUUGCCAUAGAUGUGAAACUCACUCCUUAGCAGCCCUGGUGUGUUGUGCCUGUGGUAAUCUCAAGAACAUCCAUGGGUGAUGUUUAAUGUGAGCAGGUUGUUUAAUUGGCCAUUUUUUGAAAGUCAAUUGAAGCCUACCCAACCAUAUUUUCCCUUUUAUUCUGCCAUCACAUUCUGACUAGUCUUUGAACUGUGGGAACAAUCUCCAUGAUGGCCUCCCCUCUACUUUUCCCUCCUUGGUGUGUCACACGACACUUCGAACUUGUGCAUCAUUAUUUAUUUAUAUAAAUGUGUUUAUUUAUUGAAUUAUUUAUACAUGUACUCAGGUCCCUCGUGGCAGACUUAAAUUGUCUGCUGUAUAGGAGGCGGCUGUAAAAAUACAGCACAUUUAACAAGGCUGCUACAGCUGAUGGGCCUGUAUCCCAUCAAGUUAAUGUUGUCUGACCUGUUACUAUUCACUGGCAAAGAUGUAACCAAGGAAACCUUGCUACAUGGGAAUUCUAUUUACUGAGUUGUGAAUGCAGAUUGGCUGUACUGAGAAGCCAGUCUCAUUAAAUAAUUGAGAUAGUAUUUUGUUUAGGCUACAAGAUAAUACAACCCAAAUUCCGAAAACGUUUGGACGCUUUGUAAAAUGUGAAUAAAAGAAUAAUGCUAUGAUUUAUAAA